AUGGAAAGAUUACAAAGAUUGCUCGGAGGUAGCAAUGGCCUCGUGCAAGGAGGGGCAGCAAUGAACGAUGCACCUGCAAUCGAUAAUGCCGAAACAGUCUACAUUUCUUCAUUGGCAUUGUUGAAGAUGCUUAAACAUGGCCGUGCCGGUGUGCCCAUGGAAGUGAUGGGUUUAAUGCUUGGUGAGUUCGUGGAUGACUUCACUAUUCACGUUAUAGAUGUGUUUGCCAUGCCCCAGUCGGGAACUGGUGUGUCUGUGGAGGCUGUGGACGAUGUUUUCCAGACUAAGAUGAUGGAUAUGUUGAGACAGACAGGCAGAGACCAGAUGGUCGUGGGAUGGUACCAUUCCCAUCCUGGUUUCGGAUGCUGGCUUUCGUCCGUUGAUGUUAACACACAGCAGAGUUUUGAGCAGUUGAACAAGAGAGCUGUUGCUGUGGUUGUGGAUCCUAUCCAGUCUGUCAAGGGUAAGGUCGUGAUUGAUGCUUUCCGUACCAUUGACGCCACUACAUUGAUGAGAGGCCAGGAACCACGUCAAUCUACUUCUAACGUCGGUCACUUAAACAAACCAUCGAUUCAGGCUCUUAUUCACGGCUUGAACAGGCACUACUACUCGUUGAACAUCGACUACCACAAGACGCUGUACGAAACGAACAUGCUUAUGAACUUGCACAAGAAGUCGUGGCAAAGCGGCUUGGAGAUGGCUGACUACAACCAUGCUGACCAUGAGAACCUAGAGAAUAUCCAGAGUUUGGUGAAGAUUGCCAAAUUAUACAACGAACGUGUUGCUGAAGAAAAAGAGUUGCUGGAAGAACAGCUAAAGACGCGCUAUGUCGGUAAGCAAGAUCCAAAGAAGCAUUUGUCGGAAACGUCAGAGAAGGUGAUCGAGGAGAACGUCUCCUCUUUGUUGACGAGCAACGUCAAUUCUCUUGCCAUCCAGUAG
Candidozyma haemuli is the source of this 939-nucleotide messenger RNA. RefSeq names its product proteasome regulatory particle lid subunit. Gene Ontology annotation, cellular component: proteasome regulatory particle, lid subcomplex. Bases 1 to 939 code for a protein of 312 amino acids. The transcript has a single exon. Gene Ontology annotation, molecular function: protein binding; proteasome binding; metallopeptidase activity. Gene Ontology annotation, biological process: protein deubiquitination; proteasome-mediated ubiquitin-dependent protein catabolic process. NCBI's taxonomy places the organism in Eukaryota, Fungi, Ascomycota, Pichiomycetes, Serinales, Metschnikowiaceae. The record is from RefSeq and is a predicted model, not a curated record.